Symbiodinium sp. CCMP2456 is the source of this 267-nucleotide messenger RNA. The record is from the annotation of a GenBank genome assembly. NCBI's taxonomy places the organism in Eukaryota, Dinophyceae, Suessiales, Symbiodiniaceae.
AUGGUCUGUCGCUGUUUGCGGAUUUCCGCGGGCAUAAUUUUGUUGGAGGAGCUGGCGGAAAGAAACGAAGAGGCGCUGGACACCAACCUGGUGCCAGUGGUGGUGGCCUUCGACACAUUGCGCACCAGGCACUUGCAGGUCUUCCGGGACAUCUGCAAUGCCAUGAGCAGACGGCAUCCUGAUUUUGUCAUGCGAUACAUGUAUGGCGGUGCUCGCCAAAACGGAAGUGCGAAGCAGCAUUCGAAGCGGCCGAAGGCCCAAGGUUGA